CAGCCGGAAGCCUUGUGUAUCUCUCCCCCCUCCGACCAGGGCGCAGCCAAUCAGCGGUGGGGAUUCCUCUGUGUGGGCGUGACCACUGUUCCCAGCUCGAGGCUUUCUUGUUACCGGCAUUCCGCCCAGACGAGCGGCAGUCAGAGAGCGCGGAGUCGCCAGCUUGAGCCCCAGCUCCCCUCACACCGAGAGCCAGCCACACCUCGCCGUCACCGGUCCUCGUCACACACUCAGGCGGCCAGCUCUGCGAGGCCCCGACGCUCCCAUCAUGGCUGACAACGAUAAGCUGGACAACCAGCGGCUGAAGAAUUUCAAGAACAAAGGCCGCGAUUUAGAGAGCAUGAGAAGACAGAGGAAUGAAGUUGUUGUGGAACUAAGAAAGAACAAACGAGAUGAACAUUUGUUAAAAAGAAGAAAUGUCCCCAAUGAAGAUGUCUGUGAAGAUUCUGAUGCAGAUGCAGAUCUCAAAGUGCAAAACACAUCAUUGGAAGCUAUUGUACAGAACGCGUCUAGUGACCACCAAGGUAUCCAGCUCAGUGCUGUCCAGGCUGCAAGAAAACUCUUGUCCAGUGAUCGGAAUCCUCCAAUCGAUGAUUUGAUAAAAUCGGGCAUUUUGCCAAUCUUGGUUCAUUGUCUGGAAAGAGAUGACAAUCCAUCUCUCCAAUUUGAAGCUGCUUGGGCCUUGACUAAUAUUGCUUCAGGAACAUCUGAACAAACACAAGCUGUGGUCCAGUCACAUGCUGUUCCACUGUUCUUAAGAUUGUUACAUUCUCCUCACCAGAAUGUUUGUGAGCAGGCUGUGUGGGCGCUGGGAAACAUAAUUGGUGAUGGACCUCAGUGCAGGGAUUAUGUAAUCAGCCUCGGGGUUGUGAAGCCACUGCUGUCAUUCAUCAAUCCCUCCAUUCCCAUUACUUUCUUGAGAAAUGUCACUUGGGUGAUGGUUAAUCUGUGUCGCCAUAAAGAUCCUCCGCCACCUAUGGAGACCAUACAAGAGAUUCUUCCAGCGCUUUGUGUCCUUAUUCACCAUACAGAUGUAAAUAUAUUGGUGGACACAGUGUGGGCCCUUUCCUAUUUAACAGAUGCUGGUAAUGAACAAAUUCAAAUGGUAAUAGACUCUGGGAUUGUGACAAAUUUGGUCCCUCUUCUAAGCAACCCAGAAGUGAAAGUUCAGACUGCAGCUUUAAGAGCUGUAGGGAAUAUUGUCACCGGGACAGAUGAGCAGACACAAGUUGUACUGAAUUGCGAUGCGCUCUCUCACUUUCCAGCAUUGCUUACUCAUGUCAAGGAAAAGAUCAAUAAGGAGGCAGUAUGGUUUUUGUCUAACAUCACAGCUGGCAACCAGCAGCAAGUUCAGGCCGUUAUCGAUGGUAACCUUGUACCAAUGAUCAUACAUCUUUUGGAUAAGGGUGAUUUUGGGACACAGAAAGAAGCUGCAUGGGCAAUAAGCAAUUUAACAAUUAGCGGAAGGAAAGACCAAGUUGCGUAUCUUAUCCAACAAAAUGUGAUUCCUCCAUUCUGCAAUCUUUUGACUGUAAAAGAUGCACAAGUCAUACAAGUAGUGUUGGAUGGUUUAAGCAACAUUUUAAAAAUGGCCGAUGACGAAGCGGAGACCAUAGCCAAUCUGAUUGAGGAGUGUGGAGGCCUGGAAAAAAUUGAACAGCUGCAAAGCCACGAGAAUGAAGAUAUCUACAAACUGGCUUUUGAAAUAAUUGACCAGUUUUUCUCAUCAGAUGAUAUUGAUGAAGAUUCUAGCCUUGUUCCUGAGACAAUACAAGGUGGAACAUUCAAUUUCAAUUCAUCUGCCAAUGUACCAGCAGAAGGGUUCCAGUUUUAGGAAGACUGGUUGGAAGUUAGGUACAGUGCAGCACUGAAAACUGGUUUGAUCCAUCAAGCUUGGCUCAUGGGAUCUGCUGCUGCAUUAAAUCGGAGACAGAAAUGUGCGGACUUCAUUUGGAUGACAGUACAUACCGAAUGAUGUCAAGAUGGCGAGUGGGUGCGAGUGAGAAUGAGUGGCAAAUGUAAUGAAAACUUCACACCGAAUGCUUAUAUAGGGUUGUGCAGCGUAAAAAGGGCUACAGGUCAAAGAUCUUCAGUGCCUGAGAGGGAUCCAUUGAUCUAACUGAGAAAAUGAGGAAAAUGCACUACUAUCAUCAUCAAGCCUUGUAAGCAUUAAAGAAACACAUGGGUAGGAUGCCCACAUAAGUCCAAGGAGAAAAAGCCCAGGCCUUGCUAAGAAGCUCCGUAUGAAUGGACAGCAUUGAAUGAAUGUCUGGACACAGUGUUGUGGAGCCAGGCUCAUUUUACAAAUGUGAGGCAAUUCACUCAUGAAGCAGACUCCCAGUCCAGGAGUGGCGUGUGUACGAGAGUAUGGGUGUGGUGCUGUAUGUGGACGCAUGCAAGCUUGAAUCGCCUUCAGGGGGUUGAUACUAAACCUAGAAAAUCACAAUAAGUUCAAAAGUGUUACCUUACACUGGACAUGAAAACAAAGACCGGUAUAGCAGCAGAUUUUGAUUUACUCCUGCAGCCUGUGUGCUUUCUUUUACUUUUUUUUUUUUUGGGUUAUUUUAGUUUCCAACUAACUUGUAUGGCUUGUAUAUUUUUUUUAAGUUGCUUAUAAAAUGAGGAAAAUUGAAGGCAACCCUGUUCAUUUGCACCAGAUGAAUGUUUGAUGUUAUGCAAACUGUUCCAUAUCAUCAAAGCUGAUUUCGUGUACAAAAAAAAAUCUGCAUGAAAACCAGAUUGUCCCAAACUUUUUUUCCCCCAUCCCACCCUUCCCCCAAAUACAGAAGUUGCCAUACAUAAAAAGGUAGAGAUGUUUAUGUGGUUAAAAAAAUAAAAAGCAAUCCUUUCAUUUUCAAAGAUAACAUAAAUAUAGUAGCAUGUGGCAAUGGACAGCAUAGUUUAUUUUUUAGAUACAUUAUGUUGAGUCUUGUACAGAUGUUUAAGUUGUGGUAGAAGCUGUGCUGUGUUUCAAUCCUAUUUGUUUUCGAUCAUUUGUUUUCUAUGAAAAUGAUAUGGACACUUCUAAAAUGAUAUUUGGUGCAUAUGUACUGCUACGUUCAGAUUAUUAGGAGGUGUGGUGUACAAAUUGCUUCAUGGUUUCAACACCCUUAAUAUGCCUAGGCAGUUUCAUUGUUUUAGACUUUUUAUCUUUAGAUGUAGGCAGCCAUGAACAAUCUAUUUUGAGCCACUUUAGGGAGAACUUUGUAUCUUUUUAGAACUUGCAUUGACUACAUGCAAGUGACUCUUAAUUGGAAGACUGCCUCUUUACGAGGUAAUGCACACUAAAUUUAAAAGCAACAUGAAGGAAUUUGUAUAAAUAUCAGAACUCUUUUAUAAGGUGGCUCAUUGUAGGAAAUGCUGUGCCUUCCCCAUUCAGCACAGUGUUGCAUGAACAGCAAGUUGCUAUGAUAAUACAUAAAGUUAGCCACCAUUAGCAUCAAUAUCUAUCUUUUGUGUUUAAAGUUAACUGGUUAAUUCUAAAACACUGUAGAAUGGAUACAAUUAUUUUGUGAUUUAUAACUUUGUUGGAUUAGAGUAUUUUUGCAGCAUUCCUUGUCAUCUGAAACAUGGUUACAGUUUAAAACUAGAAACAAAAGAAAACUAGCUUGUAAAUUUAAUGUAGAAAGCAAGCUAGGCUGUCAUGGGGAAAUAAAGAGUAAUCCUUAAGACACCAUUUUUGAAUGCUUUUGGUCUUCUUCUUUUUUUUUCUUUUUCUUUUGUUUUUGUAUUUUUUUUUUUGUCUCCCAAGACUAAAUUAUGUCCUGCGAACAUUGUACAAAACCUUUUUUGAAGAGGCUACAAAUGAAUUUCAGGUAAAUUUUUACACAUUAGAGCAACACUUCAUCAGGCGCAAAUCCUCUUAUUUGCUGAUGUCUAGCCAAAUGUUGACUUAAUGAAACCCAGAAUGUGGCUGCUGUAUAGUUUGCCUCAUUUUAUACCCUAGUAUUUUCCAGUAAUUGGUCCCCAUUGUCAGGUUUGGCAAUGUGUUCAUUGUAUGCUAAUUACUCCUCAAAAGAUAAUUUCGUGUUCAUCCCCCAAAGCCCAGAGGAUGUGCUCCUACACAGUUAUUAUGAUGUGUUGCACCCUAAAGGCUGAGUCCUAUAACAUGCUUGUAGUGUACGCUAUAGGUGUAAUAUCUCUCGAGGCAGUAAUGGUAGGCUUUGUUGGUGUAAGAUUAAUGGGGCUUGUAACAGUAUUCCCCUAUUGAGAGGGGUUGUAGUUAUGUGACCGGCGGUCAGGAACACGCCUAUCACAAUACCGGCACCUACAUCCUGAACCCGCACUAUCCCUACGGUCGGCAUGCCAAUCAACAGGGACUAUUCCCACUCGUGGGUGUCCACGACACUUACCGAGUGGGAAUAGAACCUGUAGGGAACCACAGAGCUCAUUAUCGCACACAUUGUCUAGUGUGCAUGGUGCUUUACAAGAGGACUGGAAAUUAGUGUUUUGCCUAUUUGUUUAUCUUGAUUGACACUAUGGCAUAAAUAUGUCAGAAAACUACAUGAGCGGAGCCCUAGGUAUUUAGGUGUUCUUUAAUGGAGUAAUUGGCAUGCACUGCCAGAGAAACUGACAUAUUUAAAUAGGAUUCAAAUCAUUAAACAUUCUGAUAAGCUGUGGUAUGUACUGUGCAGCUGCAGCUCCGGGUUUGACUCUGGGAGGUAUUCAGUUGACAAUUUCCAUGUGGCCAAUGCAUGUUAGCUCCUGUGUUACGUGCCUGGAGUUAUGGAAUUAGCUUGCACAGUUAGCGUCAGAGGGUGCACUUAAUGUUUAUUAUCCUUGCGGCGCUUGAGGCUUACUGUGCUGGGUAGUGUUAGUAAUUCAAUAGUUGAGCGCAGUGCUGCAGCUAUGCGGUAAAUUCCACAACUAAUUUAAUCUGGUCCUUAUUGUAUCUGUGGCAUACACACUUUAAAUAACCACUAUGGUUAUUUGAAGCGCAAUUCAUCUUGGUGAUGUCCGUAAUAGGUAAGUUGUGGUCAUUGGCUUAGCCCACGAUGACUGCCUUCACUUAUCUGUUGGUAAUGUACAGCUGGGUUUUGUGACAAGUCAUUUGUAUUUGCAAGUUGUACAUUACCACACUUUCAGGUCUCUGCAAAUUGAUUUGGCUAAAGCCUGUGACAAAAAUAUGCAGACUGCUGCAGAUUUCAAAUUAAUGGCAUCACAAAUAAACAUUACAGGUGUUUUACAUUUA
Messenger RNA from Pseudophryne corroboree (corroboree frog), 5191 nucleotides. RefSeq names its product karyopherin subunit alpha 4 (gene KPNA4). Gene Ontology annotation, molecular function: nuclear import signal receptor activity; protein binding. Gene Ontology annotation, biological process: NLS-bearing protein import into nucleus. Gene Ontology annotation, cellular component: cytoplasm; nucleus. The transcript has 17 exons. Bases 269 to 1834 code for a protein of 521 amino acids. The record is from RefSeq and is a predicted model, not a curated record. NCBI's taxonomy places the organism in Eukaryota, Metazoa, Chordata, Amphibia, Anura, Myobatrachidae.